Pocillopora meandrina is the source of this 9444-nucleotide messenger RNA. Lineage: Eukaryota; Metazoa; Cnidaria; Anthozoa; Scleractinia; Pocilloporidae. The record is from the annotation of a GenBank genome assembly.
AUGGAUGUCCUCGGUAAUAACAAAAGAUGGCUUGUGACUCUUGUUACCUCAAAUAAGGUCGUAGCUCCAGUUUUACAGGAUAUCGUGAAUCAAGGAAUGGACAAGCUGUAUGCUUUGCUAGAUAAUCACCUUAAUGGCUUACCGACACCUUGUAGUCUACAAACACUGAACUAUGCAGAGAUAUGCCAUCUGGCAGCCACGCCAAGUCCUGCUUCUUCGCUUAAAGGCUUAAAUUUUGGAAAUAUUAACAACAAUUCUAGUGUUCACGGAAAGAACAAAAAGACCUACAACUACAAUGUAAACAGCUCAGUUGAUCUUGCCAAGCUUUAUCUCCCAGACUACCUCGCAGUAUUCUCGGCAUUAUUCGACAAAUCUAUGGAUUUGAGUGCCGCUCUUAGACUACUGGGAUGUAGGAAGUAUCCCAUACAAAUAUUCGUUUCUUCUGAUCCUUUGCACGAUAUUCAGCCGUUGGCGGAUGAUGUCAGAGAGAAUGUCAGGAAUCGGGGAAGUCAUUUUAAAGAGAGUGACUGGACCCAAAUCUUCUUUGACCAGUGCUUUGACAAAUUAGAGGCUCUGCUGCAAUAUCUUCCACUGCUUCCCGACAAAAAAAAGGAGCUUUUGGAUGAACUUUCUGCAUGGAAAACAGAAGGUACUAGAAAUGUCUCAAGCUGUGUAAUGUAACUAUUCAAGGAAUAGCUUUAGUUUAAUAUAGCAAUUCUCUAGGUUGGAUGUUCACUCAAGACCAAUGUAAAUACGCUUAAAGAGAGCAAAGACGCGGCUUUCCAGAGUUCACAGGACAUUCUUUCCGGAAAUUUGAAAACAUAUGUUUUUGGCUGCAUUUUCAGUAUUUUACCUUUAAACGAAGCUUCGAAAACAUUAACCACUUAGGAGCCAAACUCUGCGCAAACUCCUAACCCUGUUCGUGCUCAUGACGCUUGACUGCUUUUCUUUCACAGGAAUUAAGCCCACUAUAUAAUCUGUGGCAGGGCAUAUUCCUGACUUUCAUUCAUGGCCCUUUGAAUAUGUUUGUGAUCGUUUGUCUUUUAUUAUUCUCAUCAAAUUAAAUUAGACUGCCUGCCAUUGCCAUGAUGUUUUCAUUCCCUUGGCAACUCACGCGAAACUCCGCUUCAGGGAUUUUCCCUGUGCCAACCUGGUCGUUGCAAUCAAGUAAGCGGAACAACAUAAUCAGAGGAGCCAUCUUCAGUAAUAUGAAGUAGAAACUGUCUUACUUAUUACUCAAAUGCCGUAUCUACAGUGACAAAUUAUUUCCUCUCACCAGUUACUUAAUUUAAUCUCUGCCUUACCAUGCAGUCAUCAUUGUUAUCAUCAUCGACAUCAGAGUUGACAUUAUAAUUAUUAUUAUUAUCAUUAUCAUCAUUACCAUCAUUUAAUGUACAUUCAUCACUUUUAGGGUUCAAGCGGAUUGUUGACAAUGACGUCAAAGAUCUACUGGAAAAAUUCCAGAACGUCAAACUUGCUUCAAUUAAUGACAAACUGGACGACAUGCCAACUAGGGAGGAGAACGAAAGAGUGAUAGAAAAGCUGUUUUUCUUUCACACCAGUAUGAUGGAUAGAUUAGAUAGAAUGGAAUCCUUACUUCAAUCCUUACUAGACAGUAAGUCUAAAAACAACGACUUCUUGCAAUCUGUAAAAUCCCAGUGAAAAAUAAUGUUGUAAGAGAGGACUCUUCCGGCUGCUAACAAUUUCACCCACAGAAGCGCGUACAUUUUCCACUAAUACUCGCGAGCGAAUCGGGGACCACAUGGUUAGAUACAGAGAGUUAAAUUGUUAUUGUUGUGUUGCAAAAGUGUGCAGUUUUGCCCAUUGGACACGCCAGUACUCUCGACACGUAAAUAAUUGAGAGUCUUAAUUGUUCUGUAAUUUAAGAGGUUGCUAACAUAAUUUUUAUAUUGCACCUUUAAAAGCGAACAGAACAAUACAAGUAAAGAAAGUCACCGACCAUACUUCGGUUAUUUAAAAAACCACACGUCUUUUUCAUUAACCCGGUUGCAUUUUGUUACAUUAUGCAGGCAUUAGUGUCAGUGCUCUAAAUCAAGAAGGUAGCAAGAGAGUGCACUCUACAGAAUCAAGCGUCUUAUCUACAGACGCCACUUUCAAAGAAACCCGCCAAAUGAGGGAAAAGGUAACAUAAUAUACACUGGGUAAAAUGCCAAAUUUUAGUGUCAUUUAAGUAAAAUUAAACAACUAUUAAACCCAAAGACAAAUUUAAGCCAUGUUUACUAAACUUAAACAUGAAUUAAAAAUGUACCUUUGUUUAGGCGAGGUUUAAGCAUUCUUAAAUGCAAAUUAAAUCGACAUUGAGAUUUAAGCUAUGUUUAAGUCAUUUUAACCGUACUUAAAUCCUUUGAAGGAUUUAGGGUUACUUUAAAUCACCUUAAAUCUAACGUUAAACCUAUUGGGGAGAUUUAAGGUCUAGUUAAAGGAGCCUUAAAUACAACAUUAAAUUUAUCAUAAUAUUUAUGCCGUGUUUAAGGACCUUAAAAACACAUCAAAUCUUUUGGUGUACACCAAGCCUACUUUAUUGACAUAAUCUCUCACCAGAACCAGAAACCAUAAGAGAGCAGCCUCCAGCAACCUUCAAUGAAUUAAUCAUAGAUUAAUAUUAAUAUUAUGUAUUUAGUAAAGCCACAAUAUUUCACGCUACUGAUUUUAUUGCUUUUUCAAUUCUUUGGGUAAUGAAACUGUGUUUGUUGAUUGUGAACAAGAGACUUGAUUUCUUGCGUUGGAAACUGUUUCACUAAAGGAAGGUGGUUGCACAGGGAAUUUGACUAACCUGAGCAAAUAAGGUACAUUUCUUCAAAACCAUAUAAUUUUAGUAUAUACCAAACCAGUGGACAGUGUUUUUUAGAAUUAAAACUUUACCACCAAGAGCUAAAUCUCUCUCUGACCAGCUUCUUCUAAGGGACUGUUAGUUAUCUGUUUUGAGGCCAGUGUUUAGAGUCUGGGGCCAGUGUAAAAUAUUCAAAUUGGGAGUAGGAGGUGCUAAACUUUUAGAAUCUGUUAUUUCAACUACUAUGUUGCUGAUAGAUUAAUACAUGCAAAUUUUUGUUUUGAGAAAUCUUUUCCCUCCAAGAACCAGAAAUCCUAAUGUCAGUUUGAAGGUGUAAAAAGCAUGUAGCUUCUGCACUGUACCAGCAGUGAUUAGAAAAUUGUCCAUCUUGUAUAACUGCUUUACUUGAAUUAUUAUUUCCUUUUUUGGCUGAAUAAUAAUAAUAAUAUUAUUAUAACUGCCUCUGGCUAUUGUUUAAAACAAAAAUAAUAUUCUCAUUUUUAUUACAGUCCACAGUCAGAGAGAAACCAGAGUAUUUUUACAAAAAAGAAAGAAGUACUGAAAAAGAGCAUGGAGGAGAAAGCUGCCUAUGGACUGACUUACAAAUGGAAGGUAUUACAUUACAGGAAUCAAGUUUUAAUGUUGUGUGCAAGUUAGAACAAGAAGCAUUUACCUUGUGCAAAAUCAAACAAAUUUUCUGAAAUAUGUUGGACAGAAAACUUAACAACUGAAAGGGAAAACACAAUAUUACCAGCAUUAAUUCUUUUAAUUAAUAUAUAUCCAUAAGCUGAUGUUACAUAUACACAUAGACUUGUCAUUGUAUUGUAAUUUUAGGAUAUCAUGCAGCGAUAAUAAUUAUUGUUUUUAACUCAACAGCUCAGUUUUAUCGGUACUUCAAAACAACUAAAAAGAAAGAGAGCAGAGGAUAAGAAAAGGGAAAAAUGAAGAGCAUAAAGAAAAGUGCAAAAGGAGCAGGCGUUUGCUAAAUGUAAGGACUAGCUAAGUUGUCUUGCUUUUGCCAUGCUAAACCUAUAUUCAAGAAUAAAUUUUCAAGAUAGUGUGGCUGAAGCAUGGCUUCUGAAUCAAACGUUUCAAUUCAGUUUGACAACAAGUGUUGUUUAAUACUGUGGCAAAUUUGUGCAUGGCAUUGUACCAACAUAAUAAUAGUCUGAAAACACAAUACAAUGUGGGAUAAUAUACAGCAACAAAAAAUGAAACAAUGCCAUGUACAAAUUUGUCAUACACUGUAAGUUGGAUUGGUAUGUUUACAACUGGUGUACAAAUACACAUUAAUUAGGAAAGUCAACCUUGCUGGUAGUUAACCAAAUAAUAUGGGUUUGCUUUAAUUUAGUACUGUUUUGUAGCAUAAUUUUUUUUCUGGGAGUUCUAUUUAUUGCUGAUUGUUAUUUUCAUAUUUUAUAUCUUUUGUGGGAUAUCAUUUUGAGUUAGAAAAGUAUUUCUAUUUGACAAUAAAUUAUAUGUUUCAUAGAUAUAAUUUGGUCUGGUUAUUAACUAAAUAAUGACUGAAUUGUUGCUUUUUGUUCCAUUAGAAACUGGAAAGGCGUCAGUCAUCCUAUGAGAUGCUACAAGCUUCUAUGACACCAAAAAAAAAAACAGUAUUAUAGUGAAAUCCUUUACAUUGAUUAUAUGAGUAGCGAAGAAUCAGAUUAUGAGGAGCAAGAAGAUUUCAUUACUGGUGAAAAAGAAAAGAAACUGGCAAGAUAUGUAACCAAGAAGCUAUCAUGGGAAAGAACAAGCUUGACAAAUGCAAAAGCCAGGCUAGACAGAACCUACAAAAAUAAUUUGACCCCCAUGCCAGGGCAAUGGCUAAGACAAGGAGUGUUGGUGGCAUGUCGGAGAGGCCUGCACCUGCUGGCCCACUUUGGGCUGUCAGGCAGAUAAACAAAGAGUCGUGAUUGAAAAAAUACUUAACACUUUUUCUACUUUUUAUUCAUUUAUUUAUCAUGUAUUUAAUGGCAAACUGAAGUAAUUGUUUUGUUAGAACAAAUUAUUGUCAUCUAGAUCACAGGGAUAGUUUCUUCCAAGUAUUGUUAAAUUUAUUGACUUAUGAUGGGGAAAAUUUGUUCCUGUCAAGCAUAAAUUAGCUAGGUAUGUGUGACAUUUUAACCCUUUAACUCCCAAGAUCUGAUUGGUAACUAUCCUCUCUAGCUGCUACAUAUUUCCCUGUAACUUAGUUUUGAGAAUCUGGUGUGAUAUCAAGACAAAGACCUAUACCUGAUAAGUUUGAGAAUUCUCAUUAUCUCUUUGCUGGAUAAGUUCAAGAUAUUUUAGGGAGAAGUUACUUGUUAAUCACUCCUGGGAGUUAAAGGGUUAAUUACAAAUAGGCAGUAGCUUUAAGAAUGUGUACCAGUGAAUUUAAAAUAAAAGAAACUUGAAACAUAUAUUGUUUAGUGUGAUAUGUGACCUGGUGGGUGGCAGUUUAGUAAUGAAACAACAAAACAAUAAUAUUUCACUGAUUUCACAAAUUUGAUUCAAAACUAAAAUAAGCAAAAAAUUUUGAGCAGAUUAAGUUGCAUUAAAUGGUACUUUGACAACAUUAAAUGUUUGAGCUCUGUUUACUUCAAUUAAACAGUACUUAAACAUACAGGAAUGUUUUGGACACAUUUAAUGUGCACUUAAACCUGCAUUAAGUUUUAGCCUUAAGAUAGUAUAAGCCAGGUUUAAGUCCAACUUAAAUCUAGGUAUAAGUGACUUAAACAUCAACUUAAACUUAUUAAACCUGAGUUUAAGACAGGAUUAAUCCAUGUUUAAUGACACCUAAAUAUAUCUUUUCUCCAUGUGAUAAUAACAGAUAGUUUCCAGUCAAAGGCCCAGACAUUAGACAAAAACAUAAUUUAUUUAGUGGAGUCGGGUUUGCCAAGCUUGGAGCUAGUGUCGAUAAAAAAUCAGCCUUGUAUUAGCUACGAAGUGCUGUAACACGAGGAUAGAAAUAAUGAUUAAGCAUAGUUUUAAAUCACCUGAAAGAAACAAAGCAAGAGGACAGUUAGACUCUGACGAAGAGUUCCAGAAAGGUUAUCAAACGACAGUCCCUACUUCCUUCAACAGUCCUUCUCCUAGGAAAAACUACACAAUCCAAUAAUACCUUUGGGCUCAAACCAUUACUGAAGAAAAAUUAACUUGCUAUGCAAUUUUUCAUCGAAUGGGGGACCCAUACGGAAAGUAGGACUUUAAGUAAUAUGCUAUACCUGUAACGUGUAAAUUUUUUCUUAAAAAAAAAGGACAUUUUAUUUGGAAUGCGUUGACUUUAAAAUUGCCUUUCUUCCCCCAGGACAAAAACCCAGAAUCGACGUGUAGGCUUCGAGCGAAAAUUGCCAAAGUAAGUCAAGUACUAAAUUGUGUGACAGUUUUAUGAUGUAGUGCGUGCUUUAACAAUGAAGACAAAUUGUGGUUAAAUAAGAGGUUCGAUGUUAUGUCUGUUAUCCUUUAUGCAAAUAUCUCAGAAAAGUUAAUUUCGUCUUUUUGGAUUUGACAUAUCCCGGACCAGGAGCCAAGCUCUCUGUCCUGUAGUUUUCUCCUUGAUCUGGGAAGUGGUGAUGAUCAGCGGUUUUAUGCGUACAGCUUACAGUGAACAGAAUUCGAAGAGGUUUCAGUUUUUUCUGGUUUUCCACUUGUUUUUUUCUUUUAAAGUGGAGCGAAAGCAAGCACGAGGCGAUUGUCUAAGCCAAGUCAUUUUUGGGAGAAGGACAAAAUAAUGCUUUUGUAUUUAUUUUUCAUUUUAGUCUAUUACUGUUUUAUUUUCCCAUACCUUCGCGCCUUUUUUCGCUCCCUACUUCAACAUAAUGUUUGGGGAGAAAAUUUCCUCAAGACAAUAGUUUUUCAAUUCUCAUCAAAAUUGGUCUCAAAAUUCCACUCUGAUCAAAUCCUCUUUCUCUCUGAGGUAUGCUUAUGUGAGUACUACAUGUUAUUUGGGAGAGGGGAUGGCGCAGUGCUCACACGACUGUGGCCUGGGUUCGAUUCACGGACCUGGUGUCACAUGUAGGUUGAGUUUUUCGUUGGUUCUCUUCCUUGUUCCGAGGGUUUUUCUCCGGGUUCUCCGGUUUCCUCCCUCCACAAAAACCAACAUUUUUAAUUCCAAUUCAACCUGGAAACAGUGGACAAGAAGAGCCAACUCGUGGAAUGUCUAUUGCUAAAUGAUUUGAUCCCAUCAUUAUUAUCGUUAUUGUUGUUAUUUUUGUAUGUCCCACUCUUUCGAUUUGUUAUGUUCUCAGCAUGAGCUCCUCUUGGUAUCCUUCAAGUUCUCGAAUUUUUACUCAGAUUCUCCUCUUCUGUACUUUUGCUACGUUUCGGAUAGCCCUAUUAAUAAUCAAAAUGGUUUGAGUUUGUGUAACGUUAUUCUCUGGGACAUUAUAAUUAUUAUUAUCCACGCUGAAUCUAAUGGCAUUAUUAUGUCCUAAAUUAAACUAAUUUCCUAGUCAAUAUCUAUCCAUAUAUAUACUUAUAUAUAUAUAUCUAUUAUAAGUGUCUUACUAUACUAGCGAUAUGCUAAAAAGUCAGUCCAAUUUUUCACAGUUAUCAAGAAACAACUUCUACACAAAGCUGCUAUCAGCGGUCGAUGUGACGCUGUCAAAUUACUUCUUGAAAUUGGUGAAGAUGUGGACCAGACGGAUGAGGUUUCUAGCUUGAUUUUGCGUUUAGAUGUGUCUGUUCUUAUUAUAAAUUGAUCGGUAUUUGACCUUUGUCCAACGAUUUGUUUCAUUUUGCAGUUUAAUUUAACGCCUCUUCACCUUGCCGCAUGGUAUGGGCAACGAGCUGUUGUUGAACUCUUGUUACAGCACGGUGCAAAUGUCAAUGCUGUAGAUAGGGUAAGUUGGUGACCACUCGUGUUUCUGUUUUGGCAAUACGUCAGAUAUAAAGUAAUGAUAAAAAAUUCCAGGCAUGCAAAGACUUUCACAAGCUCUUGAAACCUUUCUUUAGUCAAUUGUAUCUCAUGUCCAGGCAUACUCAUCUAAUUGAGUGAGUGGCAGUUACUCUAAUAUUUUGACCUUUGCACAAUUUUUUUCCUUUCAGUUUCAAAAAACAGCGCUACAAAAAGCUGAACGCAACAAUCAUCGAUCCAUUAUUGAGCUGCUUCUGAGGAAUAACGCGAGUCCCACUUACAACCAACCGGUAUGGUGAAAACUGCAUUCUUCUUUCACGUUUUGAAACAGCUUCUAAAACAUCUUUCCACUCACAGAGGAGCAUCAGGAUAAUUCAAUAAGAUUUACCAAACGUUUCUUUUCAUUACGGUUGUUUAGGGUUUUGGUUUUUUUUUUUUUUGAUAACCUAUUCACUAUAAUCUAAUUUAUAUUACAGCCUAGACUACUGUCCCUUUCAAAAAAGCGUUUUUCAAUGUAGAUGCACGAUCCGGCUUCAAUCGACUGCAGGCGGCUGUAUUUCAAGGCGACUAUGACACGUUUUGGAACACUUUUAACGCCUGCCCUGGGAAUUUUGUCCAAGAAAUGAAUUUACAAAAAACAGGAAGUCAAGCAAAGGCAUUUCCUGGAAAAACUGCGUUAGAGAUUCUCUUGGCUCUCCAAGAUAAAGGAGAAGGAAAAGUUAAAAUAGAAGAACUGUAUAAAAUGGAAGUUGAGAAGAUCGAUACAUUAACUGAGCUGCACUUGUGUAAAGACAACAAUGAUGUAGAGAAGGCUGUCGAGAUUGUUCUAAACGAGGGUGUAGAUAUAAACAUACCAGGAAAAAGCAACCGUACACCUUUGUUGUGGGCAAGUCUGACAGCCUCUGGUGAGUUUAUCAAGACCCUCAUUGAUCUUGGAGCUGACGUAAAUGCUCAGAAGACAGACGACAAGGUUUCACCUUUGCAUUUGGCAGCUCAUUUCAACAACUAUAUGGCAGUUGACAUCCUUCUAAAGCAUGGAGCCUAUGUGGGUCUUCUACAUUUCUCAAAAGGGACAGCAUUGCAUCGGUGUGUAAAGGAAGGAUUGUUAAGUGUCUCCCGGUUACUAAUUGAUUCAGGAUGCGACAUCAAUUUGCGCAAAAACACAGGCCAAACCGCGCUUUACUUCGCCGUCAAAAAUAAACACAAAUUCAUUGUCAAAUAUUUACUUGAAAGCGAAGCGGAUGUAAAUAUGAAAUGCAAUGAGAAUGCAAGUGAUAGAAUUUACCUUGUUCGUGGGAUGGACAGAGGAAAACCAGUCUGGCAUUAUGUCCUAGUAGAGAAAGCUCUGUUGCCCUUGUUCUUGAGGCGCACUAAAGGUGGUAGUCUUGACGUUGCAGACUUUGGACUCAUCCUCACGAGUGGAUGGGGAAAGGAUCCUCCAGAAAACGUGCGGAAGAAUAUCAAUGAAAUGGGUGCUACCUUUCCUGACACGCAAAGUCAGACAGUUCUUCAUGUUGCCAGCAAAAGUGCCAGUCUCGAGAUCGUAGAUCUGUUAGUAAACUAUAAAGCAGAUGUAAACGCGAACGACAUGGACGGCUUUACCCCACUGCAUUUGGCAGCGAUGCAUGGCAACAUUCAAGUUGUUAAAAAACUAGUUGAAACCAACGCCGACGUUAACUUGAAAGUGGAUGGAAAGGAUGCGGCUGACUUGGCUCGCAUGAACGAAGAAACAGAAAUUGAGGAGUAUCUUAAACCAAAAGGAAGCCUUCCCCAAAGAGACUCGGAAAGUCAAUCAGCGGAAAGUCAAUUGGCGGAA